Messenger RNA from Cryptomeria japonica (Japanese cedar), 1395 nucleotides. Its product is annotated as GDSL esterase/lipase At4g01130. Lineage: Eukaryota; Viridiplantae; Streptophyta; Pinopsida; Cupressales; Cupressaceae. The transcript is spliced from 5 exons. The record is from RefSeq and is a predicted model, not a curated record. Gene Ontology annotation, molecular function: hydrolase activity, acting on ester bonds. Bases 126 to 1295 code for a protein of 389 amino acids.
UUGCAUAUAAACAAAACAUGGCAAAUGAAAUGAGGCCUAGGGAUUCGAUCCCUUCCUACAUUUAUUUCAGAUAAGCUCAACUCCUCCGAUUCAGAAACACAAACCCCAAUUGAGUGCUGUGGUAAAUGGCGUAUCGGAAGCAGCUUCUUCUUGUAAUGGUGAGGGUCACAAUAUUUAUGAUUUCUCUGGUAAAAUCAGGGGAGGCAGAGGUAGAGGCAGAGGCAGGGGAAUGCAAUCCUCCAUUAUUCGCCUUCGGAGCUUCCAUGUUAGACGUUGGAGAGAAUGAGGCGGCCAUGCCAGGGCGGGAGGCCUCUGAAUUCCCUCCUUACGGCCUCCAUUAUUUCGCCCGUCCCGCCGCUCGCUUCAGUAACGGCCGUCUGCUGAUCGACUUCAUUUCUCAGGGUUUGGGGUAUGGUCUGGUGGAUCCAUAUCUCAGAUCGGUGGGGUCUAAUUUUAAGCAUGGUGCAAACUUUGCAUCUUCGGGAGCUACUCUCGCCAAUUCAACGGCCCCUGCCGACGGGAGUAACAGUGGCGGCUUGUUUUCGCUCUCUGUUCAGAUCGAUCAGUUUGGUUUCUUUAAAGCUGCCGUGUUAGCCUUCAAUCAUACCGAGGGCUUUAGGGAAAGCAUCUUGAACAUUGAAGACUUCUCAGAAGGAGUUUAUAUAAUUGAAAUUGGUCAUAAUGACUACAUACAAUUUGUUUCCAAAAAUCCUGAUCAUAAUGUGCACAGAUUUUUGACUAAAACUAUCCACCUUAUGAAGGAGGCACUUCUGAGGCUCUAUAAUGAAGGUGCUCGGAAAAUAGUGGUAUUGAAUAUGCUCCCGCUGGGUUGUACGCCUGGUGUACUUGGAUCCAUCAAGCCUGUAAAAGAACUUCAAGAUGAAUAUGGGUGUUUGCUAUCCUUUAAUAAUUUGGUUAAUCUCUACAAUCAACAAUUGGACAUUUUAUUGAAGGAAUUGCGUCUGGAAUUAUCCAAUGCACAGUGGAUACUAUUUGACAUCCACACCGUUAUCUGGAAUGUUGUUCGCUAUCCUGCAUUAUAUGGAGUGAAGAACCCAUUACAAGCUUGUUGUGGGCCUCAAGAUGGAUAUUAUAAUUUUGAGUCAACACAACAAUGUGGUUCACCAAAUGCAACCGUAUGUAAAGAUUCGACUCUUCAUAUAUUUUGGGAUGCUAUACAUCUAUUGGAAUCUUUUAACUCUCUAUUGGGAAAAGAAUUUUUAGAAGGAAAAAGCUUAAUUCCAAGUUUUAUAGUAAGAGAAAGUUGUAAUCUUUUUAAUAAGAUAAAGUUGUAAUGUGUUAAAAUAAAGAUAAUUGUUAUGUUUGUAACUAUAAUAUUACAACAUAUUGUUAUUAUUCGUAUUAUUUUUUAUCAAUCUAAAUUCAUAGAAACAU